CUUGCCGCGCGGACGCAGAUGUGUCCGUCGUCCCACGCGGGUCGGAAGGCGGGGCGCUGAGUGUCCCGGGUUCCGGUGCUCCGUGGUGAGGGAGGAUGGUUCUCCGGCAGCUGCUGGCAGCUCUGCUGCACAACCCGCAGCUGGUGGAGCGGCUGUCCGAGUCGCGGCCUAUCCGGCGCGCGGCGCAGCUCACAGCUUUCGCCCUGAUCCACGCGCAGCUGCGGGGCCAGGAUGCGGCCCGCCGCAUUCGCGCUCUCGCGGCUGGUCCUGUGGGCUUCCUGGGCCGCCGCGCCGUACGCUUCCGCGACACCUUCUCCCAGGAACUGCGCCACGGCCUCCGGGACCGUCCCCGACCGCCACCGGGUCGCCAGAAGGGCCCGGGCACACGCUCUUAAGCUCUGUGGCUGGGCCUGGCCGAGGUCACCGACUUUCCCUUCUCUGCUUCACCCUGACCUUGGCGUGAAGGAGUUCUCUAGGACACCGCGCAUGCAUUCGGAUUCUGAGGUCCUCGGUCUUCAGACGUCUCGCCAAGAACUCUGGCCAAACCCAUAUCCACGUUGAGGCCCUGAGAUUGGAGAAAGAUCCCUAAGCCUGGCAGGUAUAGACUGGACCCGGGCACUGCCCGUACGACAGCCAUGGACCCACAGCCACCCAGCCAGCCUGCCUGCCUUCUACAAACGGGACUACACUGGUGCAGCAUGUUGCUGCCUCCAGGGAAGAUAAGAUAGUGGGUGGAAAGACAAACCUGCAGCUGCCGAGCUCUCUCAUUAAACGUGUCAGCUUACUCCUAA
Molecule: messenger RNA, 791 nt
Organism: Perognathus longimembris pacificus (Pacific pocket mouse)
Lineage: Eukaryota; Metazoa; Chordata; Mammalia; Rodentia; Heteromyidae
Gene: Ncbp2as2
Product: NCBP2 antisense 2 (head to head)
Exons: 1
Coding region: 96-395 (99 amino acids)
Source: RefSeq, a predicted model, not a curated record